GCGCGCGUGCGUGUGGACAACAUGCCGAGCAAGAAGCAGUCUCUGCGCCCCCGGCUGUGCGCGCUGCAGAAGGGGGACAACGGAUACGGCUUCCACCUCCACGGGGAGAAGGGCAAGACGGGCCAGUUCAUCCGCCUGGUGGAGCCGGACAGCCCGGCCGAGUCCUCGGGGCUCCGCGCCGGGGACAGGCUCGUCUUCGUCAACGGAGAGGACGUGGAGACCGAGAGCCACCAGCAGGUCGUGUCCCGGAUACGAGCCACCGUGGGUCCGCUGGAGCUGGUGGUGGUGGACCCGGACACCGAGCAGCUGCUGAAGAAACACAACCUGAAGUGCCUGAAGGAGUUCGUCUCCGAGGGUCUCCCCUUACCGUUCGAGGAGGAGGAGGACAGGGAGCUGGAGGAGACAGAGAACGGGGAUGUGAAGCAGGAGGUGGAGGAGGAGGAAGAGGAGGUGGUGGUUCAAGAGGAGGUGGUGGAGCAGGAGGAGACACCCAAGGAGCUGACCCCGGUCCCGGUCCCGGAGAGGAACGGAGAGGUCCACGUGGAGAAGAAGCUGAGCAUCAGCUCUGAGAAGGAGGUGCAGGCUGAGCUGCGGCCACGUCUCUGCGUGAUCCAGCGAGGCCCCAACGGAUAUGGCUUCAACCUGCACAGCGAGCGGGCGCGGCCGGGCCAGUACAUCAGAGCCGUGGACGAAGACUCUCCAGCUGAGAGGGCCGGCCUGCAGCCCAAGGACAGGAUAGUACAGGUGAACGACGUCCCAGUGGAAGGGAAGACACAUUCACAGGUGGUCGCUGCCAUUAAAGCCGGCGGGGAGGAGGCUCGGCUGCUGGUGGUGGACACUGAAACAGACACCUUCUUCAAGAGGUGCAGAGUGACCCCCACCUCCGAGCACCUAAUCGGUCCACUGCCAGAGCCCGUCACCAACGGAGAAGUGGAGGAGAAGGUGAACGGCAGCAGAGACGCCGUUAAGGGAGAGAGGAACUCCAAGGUGUCGAUCAGUCCGUCGCCCUCCAACGCUUCCUCCAACGCCUCGCUCACGACCCCGACCACCAGCACCCCUCUAGAGGGUCCGAUGACCGACGCCAUCCCCGCUCUGAACCUCACCCUGCAGCAGGUCAAAGAGCUCACCCACCAGAAGCGCUCCAACAAGAGAGCCCCUCCAAUGGACUGGACCAAGAAAAACGAGCUCUUCAGCAACCUAUAGGACACCCCAACCCCCACUACACACAAUCUUAUUUCCUUCCUACAGACAUCAGAGAGAGAGAGAUUUUAUUAUAAGGAGGAUUUUAAAAGAAAAAGAGGAAGUUAUUGCUGUAAAAUAUAUAGUCUUAUUGUUAUUAGCCCUCAUAUAACUCGCAUUUUAUAUUGUUUAUUGUGUUACUAACCAGA
Messenger RNA from Nematolebias whitei (Rio pearlfish), 1388 nucleotides. RefSeq names its product SLC9A3 regulator 1b (gene nherf1b). Gene Ontology annotation, cellular component: apical plasma membrane. The coding region runs from base 22 to 1203 and encodes 393 amino acids. Gene Ontology annotation, biological process: protein localization to plasma membrane. Gene Ontology annotation, molecular function: protein-membrane adaptor activity; signaling receptor binding. Lineage: Eukaryota; Metazoa; Chordata; Actinopteri; Cyprinodontiformes; Rivulidae. The transcript is spliced from 6 exons. The record is from RefSeq and is a predicted model, not a curated record.